UCACGUUGUCAAAAAAAGAGAAGCCAGCUUACUAUUGACGUUACCUAGCUAACAUGUAGCUAGCUAGCUUUGUGAUGCAUACAUUGGUCAGGCGUGGUUUUUACGUUAAAUGCUUUAAGCAUUUGUAUAAGGGCUUUUGGUAAGUGUGCUAGUACGCCAUCUUCUCACUAUAUAACUGAUAAUAGUUAACUAACUUAGCUAGCGUUGUAACUGUUUCCAGCUGUUAGCCAGCUAACGUUAGUUGGCCACAACUGCACUCCCUAAAAGCGACCCGCGUUAUCUGCUUUGCUCACAAGGUUAAGGAGCUACCUAAUAUCGCUAUUGGAAAGAUGAGAUCAGGGUUGAAGUCCAGUUGACUUUUGAAAUAUUUACUGCAUUGUCUCAUUCACUGGUGAGUUCAGAGAUAAAUUGCUGGAUAAAUCACACCUGGCUAAUGUAUUCAUCAUGAAGUCGGUUACAGCUGUUUAGCAGCAGACCUUCCCCACAGAAGUAACGUUAGGUGUCCACAGUCGACCUACGCUGUUACUGUUGGGGGGGGGGGGUCGUUUUAAAUGACUGGAAGACAGAGGUCUGAGGUCCAGCUCUAGACACAGUUGAACUUGAACCAGCAUGAUUCAAUUGGACAUGUAAUGAGAUUAACAGUGGCAACUAGAUAAGCUUCUUUGACCUUUAAACAGUGUCUUAGUGGUUGCUAAUUAUAAAAGGGAUAAAGAGGUGUUUAGUUGUAGGACAUCAGCAUCACCCUUGCCCAUUGUUUGUCUCUUAGUGGUCAUUUGAUUGUGUGACAGGUAUCAGCCAUUUUGGACCAUAGAGGAUAAUUCCACUAUGACAAGCUUCCAGCCUUGAUUCUAAUUGUGGCACACAUCUCACACACCUGCAUGGGGAGGAUGGAGAGCGAUUGCAGAAUCCCCAUGUUGUGCUUGAGGCCCAGAGUCCUGGCUUUGCAUGCACUCUUCUGGGGUUUGGUGUCUCUCAGAGUGUUUGGUGCAGCUCUGCUGAGUGAGGAGAAGACCACAGUGGCCAGGCCGGUAACCACCCCCUGUUGGCAGAUAGAGGAGUUUGUGGUUGCGGUGGAAUGCUCCCAGUGUACCGCUUUCCAGUCGAAGUCAUGGGCAGCAUGUACUCAGACGGGAUACGUGGAGAGGAUCAACUGCACCAAGUCUAAUAAAGACGAGUACAAGAGCUGCCGCUCUACCCUGAUGGAGGAACACCUUUUCUGGAAGUUUGAGGGAGCCAUGUUGGGCCUUACCAUACUGUUCGCCCUCGUAGUGGUCGCUAGGCAACGUUCGCUGGACCGUCUUGCCUCCGAGAAAGUCCGCAGGCAGAUUGAGUCCAUCUAGCACAGUACACCAGAGUGAAGAGACUAAUAGACCUCAACAUAGUUGCUCAGCUCAUUUCAAACUCUUAAGAAUGAACAGAGCCACCGAAUUUCAACAGCAUGGAGGUCUGGAGAACGGUAUAUCCGACAAUGGGCCAGGCUUACUGGAAAACGGUUUCUAAAUUUUGUUAUUGAAGAAAUGAAAAUGAAAUCAAGAUUGAGAAUGAAACUCCAGCCCUAAUUAUAACCUGCCAACGGACAAAUGAUGAACAGUGUCUGGCGUUUUGUCAAUGGAAUUAUUAUCCCUAAAGGGAAUGGCUCUUCUGACAAAGUCUGUGAAAUUGAUGAACGUUGGGAACUGGCUGCAUUCUAAGUAGAGGACAAUUGAUGGAUUCGUUCAAGCCACAUACAUGGUUCUUUAAUUACGUUUGUAUUUAUUUAUUUUUUGCCUGUAUACAGAAUUGUCUGACAAAUGCCGAACAAGUUUCUGGCGCAUGUUUCUGUUCUCUGAGAGAACCAAGAAUAUAAUAUCGUGUCAAAUGCCCUGUCUCACUUGGAAACAUGGACUAAUAACUAGGUCUGUGACUCGAAUGGAUCAAAAAUCAGUCUUAUGGGGGCAUAAAUAAGAGUUUGUUCUUAACUAACUUGCCUAGUUAAAUAAAGGUUACAUAAAAAAAUAGAGGGUGGGUUUGCAUAGUGUUACCAUGUACUGGAGUAAGAGUGUCAUGCUGCAAUGCUGUUUUCACCUUCGUGGGUUUCAUAUUUCCAAGUUUCAGUAUUGGUGUUCUACUGAAAGUCUACAAUCACUAUGUUGUGAAAUCUUGUGUGUUUGGAGAUUCCAUUGCAGACAUGGUUCUAAAUGCAAACACUAACGUUUGACUACUAGUGUUUUUGAUAGGCUAUAGAGUUUCCAAUAUACACGACACACAUUCAUUUUAAAAACUGUUGGAUUUCCACUGAUUGACUCUCUUUUUUAAUGUUGGUCUCUGAGCUUAGUGAUUUCCCAGAUUUGUUCAAAGUAAUGAUUAUCAUAUAUUUACAUUUCAACUGUGAAUAAUGUAUUUUUAGGAAAUGUGUAAGAUGUUUUCAAACCUCAGCAGCUGACAGAUUACAAAAUAAAUGGGGGGGGGAAUCUGGAAAAAUCUGGGUUUUUGUUGUAAUUAAGUCCACUUUUCAGGGAUAUAAUCGACAACACAAGUAGAAUAUGAAAAAGAUGCUUCCCGGAGUCAACUUGGCCUACAGUAUUCGUAUCAAUACACUUUGAUGUACCAGGAAAGCAUUCAUUGUAUUUUUCACUUGAAAAUGUGCAGUUUUGUAAUCAAUACAGUUGGAGGGAGACAAAACAUCACAACUGACAUGGGCAAUCUAGAUUGAGCUCCACAGCCUCUUUUGAUGCUCUUGUACAGCAGAAAAUGUGGCCAUGUUGAGCUUCAUCUUUGACAGAACAGUACUUGCUCAUGUUGGAAUUGCACUAAAAGAGAAAAGUAAAUGACAAAGUUGAUUUUGUUUGUGAGCGAUUGAAAUAACCAAACAAGGGCACUGAAGUUGGUGUAGGUUUCUGAGUAACCACUAGAUGUUGCUCUAGUACCACAGAAUCAAACUGAAGGCAACUAGAGAAACUUGGAGCCCUACUCAAAGCUGGUAGGCCUAACUGGGAUAUCCCAGGAAGCUGGUUAAAGGUUUUGAUUGGGCCCUUGGUUUAUAAAAUACAAAAAUUAGGAAAGGAGACAGGAUUAGGCUACUGAAAACAAGUUGUCCAACUGCAUAUUUAAUUUUUUAUUUUUUUUAAACAGCUCAACAAAAAAGCAGCUCUGUGAAGCAGAUAAAAAUCAUCAUACUCUUACCAUUAAACAAUUAUACUAGACAAUUGAUU
Oncorhynchus gorbuscha (pink salmon) is the source of this 3191-nucleotide messenger RNA. Its product is annotated as protein JTB-like. Bases 879 to 1340 code for a protein of 153 amino acids. Gene Ontology annotation, biological process: mitotic cytokinesis. The record is from RefSeq and is a predicted model, not a curated record. Lineage: Eukaryota; Metazoa; Chordata; Actinopteri; Salmoniformes; Salmonidae. The transcript is spliced from 5 exons. Gene Ontology annotation, cellular component: spindle; midbody; membrane.